This is a messenger RNA of Aureococcus anophagefferens, 1446 nucleotides long. RefSeq lists its product as hypothetical. The transcript has 3 exons. The annotation marks the transcript as partial. Gene Ontology annotation, molecular function: ATP binding; nucleic acid binding. NCBI's taxonomy places the organism in Eukaryota, Pelagophyceae, Pelagomonadales, Pelagomonadaceae. The record is from RefSeq and is a predicted model, not a curated record.
AUGCUGCUGCGUCGCGCCGCGGGAUGGACACGCGUCCUCGGAGGCGCGGCGCGGCCGGCGCGGCCGACGCUGUCGCGGACCUUCGGGGACGUGGCGCGGCGGUCCCUGGUCCAGGGCGCCGAGGAGACGGUGAGUGGGCUGGACUACGCCGCCGAGGAGGGCUUCGAGCCGCCCAAGGUGCGCCUCGUCGGGGAGCCUUCGCCCGCGGAAGACGCGGCGGAGGAACAGGCGGACGAGGCGCCCGCGGCGGACCCGCGCCUCAUCGCGGGCCGCGAGGGCGUCCACGCCAAGCAGGCGGCGAAGCUCGCCCAGCGGGGCAUCGACACGAUGACGGAGAUCCAGCACCUCACCUUCGACGCGGCGCACGCGGGCCGCGACGUCCUCGGCAAGAGCCGCACGGGCACGGGCAAGACGCUGGCCUUCGGCCUGCCCCUCGUCGAGCGCCUCGCGGAGCGCGCCCGCGAGGGCGACUACGACCCGAAGAAGCGCGCCCGCGGGCCCGCCAUCCUCGUGCUCGCGCCGACGCGCGAGCUGGCCAAGCAGGUGGAGGCGGAGUUGCACCUCCUCGCGCAGACGCACGGGCUGUCGACGACCUGCUUCCACGGCGGCGUGUCCUACGGCCCCCAGGAGAACGCGCUGCGCCGCGGCGUCGACGUGCUCGUCGCCACCGUCGGCCGCGUCAUCGACCACAUCGACCGCGGCAACUUGGACCUGUCCGACGCGUACCACGUCGUCCUCGACGAGGCCGACGAGAUGCUCUCCAUGGGCUUCGCCGACGACGUCGAGCGCAUCUUCUCCGACUUCGACCUCGACGACCUCCUCGGCGCCGCGCCGCCGCCCGCGGACGCCGCGGCCCCGCUCCGCCGGCCCCAGACGCUCCUCUUCUCGGCGACGACGCCGUCCUGGGUCAAGAAGCUCACGUCCAAGUACCUCGAGGACCCGGAGCUCGUCGACGUCGUCGGCGACGCGCGCCAGCAGGCCGCGACGACGGUGACGCACAAGGCCGUGCUCGUGCCCCGGGGCCCCGACGCGCGCGCGUCGCUCCUCGAGGACAUCAUCGCCGCCGCGCAGGGCGGCGGCCGCGUCAUCGUCUUCACCUCCACCAAAAAGGAGUGCGACGAGCUCGCGGGCGGGCCGGCGUUCCAGCGCCUCGCGGCCCAGGUGCUCCACGGCGACAUCGGCCAGGCCCAGCGCGAGACGACGCUCGCCCAGUUCCGCCGGGGCGCCUUCACGGUCCUGGUGGCGACGGACGUCGCCGCGCGCGGCAUCGACGUCAAGGGCGUGGAUCUGGUCGUCCAGUACCGCACGCCCCGCGACGCCGAGGGCUACGUGCACCGCAGCGGCCGCACGGGCCGCGCGGGCCGCGACGGCACGGCCGUGGUGUUGUACGACGAGCGCGAGGAGCGCGACGUCCGAUCCUUGGAGCGGCUGACGGGCGUCACGUUC